Molecule: messenger RNA, 848 nt
Organism: Petromyzon marinus (sea lamprey)
Lineage: Eukaryota; Metazoa; Chordata; Hyperoartia; Petromyzontiformes; Petromyzontidae
Source: RefSeq, a predicted model, not a curated record
AUGUUCCAGUACGUCGGCGAGAUCUGCCGCUACCUCCUCAACCAGCCCAAGGUGCCAAACGUGUGGGCACGUUUUCUUGAGCGGCACGGGGACGUGAGAUUCUGCGAGCUCUACGGCGCCACCGAGGGCAACGUGGGCUUCGCCAACGUGGAUGGAAAGCUCAGGGCCUGCGGCCGGGACCUGCCCUUCCUGCGUCUCCUGAUAAAGUAUGCUCUGGUUAAGAAUGACCAUGAAAAGGAUGGACCCGUGCGUGAUGACAAGGGCUUCUGCAUCCCGUUACCCAGAGGACAGCCAGGUCUCCUGGUGGCCCCGAUCUCGAAGCACAUGCCAUUUGAUGGUUACUUGGGGAAUGCCGAGUUCACGCAGAGGAAGGUUCUGCACAACGUGUUCAUGCAUGGGGACCGCUACUUCAACUCGGGAGACAUCAUGCGCAUCGACAAAGAGGGCUUCAUCUACUUCAUCGACAGGGUUGGGGAUACUUUCAGGUGAUUGUCGCUCUCAUUUUCAUUUUCUCUGUCUUCAGUUCAACGCCUAAGAGACAGGUCCAUAGUUCACGCUCCUGAUGUCCCAUCUUCCUCCUGCUUCCCCUCUGUUCCUGCUUUGGAGGAUCCCAGAAAGAAGUGUAGAGGUGGUUUCCCCUGGUCUUCCUCGAUUGUGUUCUAUUAGAUUAUCUCCAGAUAAAUUAUUAUGCCGUACUUAGGACACCCAUCAAUCAUCAGCAUCAUCAUAUCACAGCUAUGGUUUUUAGUUUCCUCCCAAAUGGAAGUCGUGUAUUCCUACUUUUGGUUAUGGUUCAUACAGUGAGGGAAUAAAGUAUUUGAUCCCCUGCUGAUUUUGUACGUUUGCCU